Molecule: messenger RNA, 2515 nt
Organism: Manihot esculenta (cassava)
Lineage: Eukaryota; Viridiplantae; Streptophyta; Magnoliopsida; Malpighiales; Euphorbiaceae
Exons: 6
Coding region: 283-2010 (575 amino acids)
Biological process (GO): protein transport
Source: RefSeq, a predicted model, not a curated record
GCUCUGUUUUAAAUGAGCCAAGUGUCUGAACAACUGAAGAAAAAGAAGCAGUUUUUUUUUUCUCCAGGGUGGAAGGAGAGAAGUAUGCGCCACUCCUUUCCUGAUUUUUUCAAACCCACUUCUCCUAAAACCAACUCCUAACUGUCUUACACUUCAUGUCCCAUGUUGAUUCAGUUAGCUCUUUUUCACCUUCUCCUUAAAAGAUUCAAUCUUCUUUCCCCAGCAACAUGUGAACUCUCACUCCCAACUUCAGCUUUCCAUUGAUUCUACUUCUACUUCAACAUGUUUGAUUUCUUGUUUGGUUGGCGAAAAGCUUCUAAAUGCAAGAAGCUGAUCAAGCGAGUUCAGUGCCGACUCAAGCUGCUGAAGAGCAAGAGAUGUUCAAUUGUUAGGCAGAUAAGGGAGGACUUGGCUCAGCUCAUCAAGAGUGGCUAUGAAGAUAUUGCCUUUAAUCGGGCUGAGCAUCUUUUUAGAGAUGAAACCAUAAUGGAAAUUUAUGAAUUACUGGACAAUUUCUGUGAAUUUAUCCUUGUCCACCUAUCAUAUAUCCGCAGGCACAAGGAUUGUCCCAAUGAUAUCAAUGAAGCAGUUUCAAGUCUUAUAUUUGCCUCUGCAAGAUGUGGAGAUCUGCCAGAGCUUCGUUCUAUCCGCAAGCUCUUUGGAGAGCGCUAUGGCCACAGAUUUGAAAUGACUGCUGUUGAACUAUUUCCUGGCAAUCUUGUCAACCUCCAGGUGAAAGAGAAGCUUUCAAUUAAAUCAGUUCCUGACGAUGUGAAGCAAAAAGUAUUGGCUGAGAUUGCUAGAGAUUACUGCCUCAAGCCAGAGAUUUUUUCACUUGAAUACACUUCUGAACUUCUGCAACAGGCAGUAGAUAUAGACUUUAUAACUUAUGAUAAAGAGGGAAAGGCUAUAUAUUCUGAUCCGGCUUCUACUGCCAUGAGUUUCACUAUACCAGUCACUGCUCAUCAGGAUGACAUAAUGAGUACUUCUGUUACUUCUUCUAUAGUUGAGCAAUCUUCAUCAGAUAUAAUGGAGCCUCAGAUGAAUGGCCAUAAAUUCGAAGCUGUAGCUCUCGGUACUAAUGAAAGUCAGGAAACUGGCAGGGAUAACAUUUCCAUCCCAGACCACAAGGAAGACCGAAAGACUACAGCUUCUUCUUCAGAAAGUUUACCUCAACUUCCAGAGGAAAUGAUAAUCUAUCUUGACGAUGUAGAAGAGGUUCAACAAUCUGUUACGAAAGAAGUAAGCUGCCAGGAUCAAAGGAUUUUCAAGUUCAAAUCAUCUGUGGUUCCUACAGAUGGAAUAGCUGAAGAUAGUUGUGAUUUCUCAAGCUCAUGUAGCACAUGCAAGAAAAAAAAGCCUGUCAGGAAAAGAACAAGGAGAAAAUCUUUCUCCCAACAAAAUUCAAGUGUGAAGGACAUUGAGUACUUGAUUUAUUACAACAAGGCAUACACUAGAUCUAGAAGUCCUGGAUCCCAUCAUCACUAUAAGCAUCUCAGGAAGAAUGCAAUACAAAAAAGUGAACAUACAUUUCAUGAAGAGAAGAGGCAGAAACAGCCUCACUCCUGCUGCUGCUUUAAUCUUGAGGCUGAAUGUUGCUGCCAUCCCUAUUACUUUUAUACUGAUGAAGAUGAUCAGGAAUCUCCAUAUCCGAAGCAGAAUGACACGAUUGCCAGUGCAUUUAGCCCUGUAACCAAUUCAGAUUGCCAGGCUGAUAAGCAGAGCAAGGUAAUGAAAGGAAAGGUGGAGGAAUUUGAUGCUCUAGGCAGCCAUUUUGCUUCUAAUAAUUCAUCCCCCAAGGAAAGAAAAGCACCAAAGCCCCCUUAUUUGAGAGCCGUGACAAUGCCCCAAGAGCGGUGUAAGGGCAAUCAAACUGAGAACAUGUCGAGGUCCAGUUCUUUUCCUAUUCAGUCACCUAAUCAUGUCCACCCUAAAUUGCCAAAUUAUGAGGACAUAGCAGCUAAGUUCAUGGCUCUUAAAAAAGAGCAUCUGCAGAAUAGACAACAAUGAAUAGUAGCCUGGAAAAAUUGGCACUGUUAGGAAUUGUAUGAUCGGCAGACUUUGCAGUCUCCAAAAUAGAGUAGACUGAUUCGUUUCUGCAUUAGUAAUGGCUUGAAAUUAUAGAGAUUCUUUCCUUUCUGUGCCUGAAAUGUACAAAGAAAAAGGUGAUUUUGUGGGUCAAUGCCAUGGCUGAUUAGAUCAAAUGCCAUAUAUUAGCUGCAACUAGAAUUAUGAAACACAAAUGCAUCUGUAAUAAUAAAAACAAUCACUCAAGACCUGAAAGCAGCUGAGACAGACACCUAUUCAGACCCAGAAGUGGCCCUGUCUAACCACGACUGGAGUUCCAAGGACAUGAACCGGAAUCAGACAAUUCUCUCUCCCCUUGGGCCAGAGCGAGGUUGGAAUCUGUAUGAUUCAAACUAGGAUUUUUUUUUUUCCGGCCCGUUGGCUAGUCCUACCUACUAGAACCUAACCUUUCUUGGUGUCGAAGAAACGCUAAUUGAGUCUAGCUUUC